GUCCCUGCCAUCCGCGCCGCGCUCACAAUUUCAAUGGACAAAAAUCAUUUUUGAUACUUAUCCCUAAACACGGAGGAGAAUGUGAAAAAGGGCGACAAUGCCCCGCAGGAAGCAGGACCAACCCAAGCGCCUGCCUUCGCAUGUUGAUGGAGUUGAUGAGGCCGUGGCCAAGGGGCCGGCAGCGAAGGAAGACGGUUGGUUUGGGAACGCCUCGGACACGCCCUCCGAGUCCUCGUACGGGGAUGAGGCCCCGCUAGAGCAGGACGUGUCGGGUGAGAGCUCGGCCGGCUGCCCCACACCUGUUCCUCGGGCCUCCCUGGACCUCCUGGGGCUGGAAAGGGAGACCUUGAGGGCAGGACCUGUCUCCUCCCAGGACACGUUCUCCUCCAUGGUGUCCUCACUGUUUGGGGAUGCCUCCCAGGCGCUGGGCUCCCCGAUGAGCAGUAACCUGCGGCGCCUCCUGGAGGCCGGGGAGCUUGCGGCCCAGGGGAGGGGAGGAGCCUCACCCAACCUGCCCCUGGCCCUCUCCCCGUCCACCAAUCAUGCGCAGCAGCAGCUCAGCGCUCUCGCCCGCAAGCUGGCCGGCUCUGGCCAAUCCGCCACGCCCUCCCCCGGGUCCGUCAAGCAGGAAGCGGGCAGGCGCCUCAGCCCGGCGGCAGAUGCCAACGGCAGCCCGGCGUGGGCGGGGUCUUUGGAAGCGUGGCCUCCUGGCGGCUGUUCCGCCCCCACCAGCCUGUCGCCGGACUCGGCCAUCCUCAAGCUGAAGGCGGCGGCCAACGCUGUGCUGCAGGACAAGGGUGCGGCCAUGACACUGUCCUCCUCCUCUUCCUCCUCUUCCUCCUGCUCCUCCUCCGUCUCCUCUAUGGCCACCGAGGAGGCGGGCCGCUUUGACGCCUUCGCCUCCCCCUUCAGCACGCAGUCGGCCAGCUCCACGCUGGCGGCCCUCUCCAAGAAGGUGAGCGAGAGGGGCCUGCCCGGGGCCCAGCCUGAGGCCCCUCAGGGAACCUUCCUCUCGCUGGUCUCCAUGACGUCCUCGGCCGCGCUCCUGAAGGAGGUGGCAGCUCGCGCGGCCGGCUGCCUCCUGUCUGAUAAGAAGGAGCCGUCGAUGGUUCUGGGACCUCGGGAGGACGUCAAACCCCUGCCAGACAAGAACCAGAACCACACCUUGGACCUGCUGUCUGUGCCCACGACCCCAAAGGGCAAGUCCAAAGCCAGCAGCCAGGGAGGGUCUCCCGAUGACGGAGUAAAGCCUUUCCAGUGCCCGGUGUGUGGCCUGGUCAUUAAGAGGAAGAGCUACUGGAAGAGACACAUGGUGAUCCACACCGGCGUCAAGAGCCACCAGUGCCCUCUCUGCCCCUUCCGCUGCGCCCGCAAAGACAAUCUCAAGUCCCACAUGAAGGUCCACCAGCACCAGGACCGCGGAGAGACAUUCCAUUGUGAGCAGUGCCCCUUCACCUCCUCCCGCCACUUCAGCCUCAAACUGCACAUGCGCUGCCACCAGCACUGUCCCACCAGGGUGAAGGACGAGGUCACCACGGACACCGAGGACGAGGGCGGGGCGUCGUCACGGGGCGCUUCAGGGGGGCGGGGCUCUCCCCUCGAUCCGGACGAUCCCCGGCUCCUGCCAUCGCCUGGGGAGGCCCCAAACCACGCCCACAUCAAGGAGGAGCCCCUGGAACAAGAGGUGUCGACUCUCUCACCCUUCUCCCUGCACAGGGAGCGGCCAGCUAGCGUCGCCAGCUCCCCUGUCCCUCCUGCUGCCUCCCUCUUCAUCCCCAACAUGACCGCCAAGACCGCUACUGACCUGCUUAUUAAGCUUUCAGCAGCCAACCAGAAGGAGGCCCUGAAGGGCCCGGUUUGUGUGAAGGAGGAGCCCCAGGCGGAGGGAACGGCGGGGCCGGCCCAGAUUACCCAGAGCCCCCGGGAGGCUGUGGGGAAGAGCGGCCUGCUGUGCCAGGAUAUCAGCAGCAAGGUGGCGUCCGAGCUGCUGAUGAAGCUGUCAGAGAAUAAGAAGGAGGUGAGAUUGCAGCAGGUGACGGUGAAGGUGGAGCCCAUGGAGGUGGACCCCCCUCAGGAGCCGGCUCCAGCCCCCUCUAACGCGCUGGGCUUCAGCUCUUUACCCGCCAGCGAAAAGGCUGACUCGCCAGCCAGCUUCCCCGAUACCCUGGGCAGCCCACAGAGGGCGAUCUUCUGUGAGGACAUCUCCGUCAAGAUGGCCUCCGAACUGCUCUUCAAACUGUCAGAAAGAGUAAGCAAAACAAAAAACCACAAAGACAGCAGUAUGUUGGUCACAAGCAGCUCUUACACUGACGACUUACAGUUUGGACAAACUCAAUCUGACUCCAUCACCAAGACCUGCUCGUCGAGUGGAGCAAUGUUGCAUGAUUUGGGGCAGACGGAAGCAGACAGGGGGGCAAAGAUGGCCCCCUGGCGCAGGGAGGAGCAGCUGCACCCCUGCAGCGUGUGUGGAAAGGUGUUCGGCAGUCAGCAGACCCUCACGCGUCACAUGUCUGUGCACACAGAGGAGAAGUACAGGUGUCCCCUGUGUCCAUACACAGCCAAAUGCAGAGCCAACCUCAAACAGCACCUCACCAUCCACUCAGCCCAGCUCGCCAGCAGCAACGCUGAAGACCACAUUACGGCAGGGAACGCCGAGAAGACCCAACGCAGCAACUGCCCCUUUUACUACAGCUGCCUGAUGUGCGGGUUCCAGACGGAGCAGAACAGCCACUUCGUCAGUCACAUGUGUGUGCACAUGGACAGGGAGCAGUGGAUGUUCUCUCUGUGCUGCACGUCCUGCGACUUCGUCUGCGGGGACGAGGUGGAGAUGAAGGCGCACAUCAACGCCGGCCACGCUGGGCUGGCCUCCAGGAGUCCCCUGAGCGAGACCAAGAGCCCGUCCUCAUCCCUGUCCACCCUCAGCGACUCCGUCCACAGCUCCGAGACCUCCUCCGCCAGCAGCCAGUCCAGCGCCGGCAGCCUGUCGGGAUCGGGCGCCAAGGGGAAGCCAGAGAAAGGGUUCGAGUGCGUGUUCUGCGCCUUCGUCUGCGAGGCCCAGUCUGCGUACGAGCGCCACCUGCAGGCCCACCUCAUCUCGCGCAUGUUCGAGUGCGACGUCUGCCACAAGUUCCUCAAGACGCCGGAGCAGCUGCUGGAGCACAAGAAGUGUCACGCUGCCCCCUCUGGCGGACUCAAGUGCCCCCUGUGCCCGUACUCGGCGGGCCAGCCGGCCGCCCUGCAGAGCCACCUGAAGACGCACGGGGAGCCGCCCGGCGAGCCGCGCUUCCGCUGCGGGAUCUGCCAGGCCUCGCAGAGCAGCCAGGCCGAGCUGGAGCGCCACGUCCGCGGGCACCGGCUGGGCGGCCAUUACCGGUGCGAGCAGUGCGGCUACCUGUCCAAGACGGCCAACAAGCUGGUGGAGCACGUGCGCGUGCACACGGGCGAGCGGCCCUACCGCUGCGACCGCUGCAGCUACUGCUGCCGCCGCAAGGACAACCUGAGCCUGCACAAGAGGCUGAAACACGGCCAGCAGGCCCUGCACUGCCCCCACUGCUCCUUCUCCACCGCCAACCCCUGCACCUUCAACAGACACGCCCGCAAGCACCGAGACAGGGCCGGCCCCGGGGCCAGGGGCGGGGCCGGGGGAGGGGCCAGGGCCGGGGGAGGGGCCAGGGGAGGGGCCGGGGGAGGGGCCAGAGGCGGGGCCGCGGGCGCCUGCAGUCCCCUCCUCAGCAUGUCGGCCUCCCUCGCCCUGCAGUCGGUGGCCCUGUCCGUCACCAGCAGGCAGCAGGGCUCCUCCCCGCCGGCCUCGCUCUACCCCGCCCCCAACGGCCGCUCCCUCUCCUCCCUCUCCUCCCUCUCUCCUCUCUCCUCCCUCUCCUCGCAGUACGAGCGCUACAGGACCUGCGACCCCGCCCACCUCGUCCCUUUGACCACGCUCUUCAGCUCUGCCCGCUUUGGUAGGGGCGGGGCACUCCACGCCCUCUCUCCACCCCCCUCCUCCAGACCGCGCCCCGCCAGGUCCCCGGCCACGCCCUCCCACUCCCCCACUUCGCUGAAGCACUCGUUCCUGGCUUACCUAGGACUGACGAAACGAAUUCAAACUGCGUGACCCACCUAUGAUAGGAGCAGUGCGGAUAAUUCUGGAAUUUUCCAAUCAAGAUAACAAACUGGAGAGAUGGCUAUCCAAGCUAGGGGGAAAAUUAUAUAUAAAUACAACUAAGGCUGUAUGUGCUUAAGGAAUUUAUAUCAGUGCUGCUUUGAAUCUCUCUUUUCAGUUCAUUUAUUUUGUUUUGGAGGUUUUGUAUGGUUUUGAAUGACGCACACCCUACUGCUUUAUCUUAAAAAGGAAAAGAUGAAGUGAGACAAGCCCCUUGAAUGCUCCAUCGUGUGUAUACGUGUCUUUUGCAGAGCGCUAGAAAAGCAUGCUUGCGUAUGUGUUCCAACAGUCCAGAAGUUAUCGCUGAUGUGAAUUAAAGAACACUCCAGUGUCCAUACCAGUAAAACUGCAGAGCUUUUAGACUGUUUGAAAAGCUCAAAGCUCAGAACAGGCACCGAUACCUCACUCCAUCUGCUCACAGAGCAGCUCUUUACCUUCACUUUGUUUUGCAGAAGGCCUCGUGGCAAAGCCCCGCCCUCCUCGGUGGUAGGAGGAGCCCCAGAGUAACUGUCCUAUGGAAACGAAUUAGAAUUUUGGCUCCUCCUACUCUGGCUUCACCUUUUCACUAGUGCUCUUUGGAAAUGUUAUUUUGACGUCACCCCCCGAAAAAGAGAACUUGAAUGAAUGUAUUGCUUUUUUUAAUGUGGACAUGGUGCCAGUGUGAAUGAGUUUCAGAAUAGAGUCCUAUAUCAACGGCCUUACGUGGCUGCCUCAUUUUCCUUUGACUAUCAAAGGCCUUUUAAUCAUUCAGAAUGAACAAUGAAUAACCAACAGUAUGUAAUAGUUAUUAAUACUAAUACGAAUAUAACAAUAAAUAAUAACUUUCAGUGAAGAUGCAUAGCAGAUGCUGAGAGAAAAGGCUAAGACCACAAUGUGUUUUAACCCCAGUUCCUACAUGCCUCUCCCCUGUUUGCAGUGGAGGUAUGGCAACCCCUUCUGUAUUACUCUCUCUCGGAAGCAGGAUUGCACUUUAGAACAGUUUGAGAUUGAAAAAAGGACUUCGACCACCUCUUCCUUUUUAAAAUUAUUUCUCACCCUUAAAAACUCUGUUCUCUUGCAGAGAGGAAGCCUUCUAUGGAAGGCCACAUGCUGACGUGUUCUGUUUUCUUGUUAGGAAAGAAAAUGUUGAAGGAAAUGUCUGUAUAGUGGGGUGGUUCUCUUCUCUUAAAGUCUAUGUGAAAUGAGGAGGUACCACGUAUAGAAAAGCCCACUUGUUGUAAUUGGAUGAGUAGUUUGUACAGGUAUAGCUUAUCCUGGGCACAAAUGCUCAGGCUAAAAUUGAAAAAGCCAGUUUUGCACAGUGCUUUCUUUUUUGCACUUUUUUGUAUUUGUCGACAAAGAAGCUCAACAUCACUCAUAUGGAUUUGGAAGCAACAGUUAUCUCUCUUAGUUUGAUUAUCAUGUGCCCCGACAGAAUGACACUUGUGUUCCCAAGUGAUCCAAAGUUGUUCAUUAUUUGUAAAGGCAUUACUUGCGCUAGUGUCAAUUGCUUUCUUUUACUCGUUUCUUAGUGAUUUGCGACUGUGGAAAAGGAGCGUGUCUUAUAGACCAAAUGUAAAUGUACUGGGUGGUUAUGGUUCAAUUCGAUUGGUCCCCAGCUAGUGAAUGGGGUCAGUGGUGGUGUUCUGUAAAUGAAUAGCCUGACUUUGCGGUGCCCCACCUUACGGCCGUUAUCAAUCUUAUCUUUUAUACUCUAGUGCCACCUGCUGGAAGAGAAAGGUCUAGCGUCAGUAAGAGUGGGUCACACUCGCGAAGUGUCUACUCAGUACCUGCUAGGUUGCCUUUGAAUACUGUUUAAUCUUACAAUGUAACAUGAUAACAGUUUUACGCAGACUUCCAGGUGUGAAGGCGGGCGUUCCAGAAUUUGGUGAGCACUUAGCUCAGCUCGUUUGCCUAAAUGUGAUUAGCACAGCGAUCUGACGCCAUUGCGCGACUACCUUUAGCACUUCCGAAAAUGCAUGAUAUUGCAAGCUACAGCUCUUAGCACUUCGAUUAAACUUUUCUAAGCUUACUUUGUUGUUUGUUUUUCCAUCUCUUUUUGCAGUCAUAACUGCAUUCUCUGCAAUUUUCUUCACAUAUCUCCAGCUGGAGGUGUGUUGUAUUUUAUUUCUGUGUUUGGUUCAAGUUCGGUCUUUUUGUAAUAGUUUUUUGGCACUGUAAAAUUGGUAUGUGCUGUAUAAAGCUUUUUUAUGACAUCAUCAUUAAGGCUGUACAGGGUUAUUUGUGGAAGUAACUGGUAAUUAGAUAAUUUGUACUUAUUUUGUUUUGUAUCUUUUGUUUGGCAUUGUUUUCUGUUAUGAUUGCCAGUUUCCAAUGUUAACAUUUGAAAGUAAAGCUUACAUCAAAUAUUA
This is a messenger RNA of Conger conger (European conger), 6510 nucleotides long. Its product is annotated as zinc finger protein 827-like. Gene Ontology annotation, cellular component: nucleus. Lineage: Eukaryota; Metazoa; Chordata; Actinopteri; Anguilliformes; Congridae. The transcript has 15 exons. The record is from RefSeq and is a predicted model, not a curated record. Bases 98 to 4111 code for a protein of 1337 amino acids. Gene Ontology annotation, biological process: regulation of gene expression.